GUGUUACAGUCAGGCUGGAGCCGCCGGAGUGAGUGCGACUCGGACUCGGACACGGCGCAAGGAAUCCACCGGCAUGGAGGCAAGCGGCUGGGUUGUGAGUCACUGAGCGAGCUGACCUCACCUUCCACAUUUUUAUCCCGCACUCGCGUACACGAAUUUCUUUCUUUUAUUAUUGUUAUUAUUAUUUAAUUUGAACCAAGGAGCGUGUCCGAUUCGGAGCACAAAUCCGGCGGGGACGCACGCCGAGCAACCGCUGGACACCGGAGGGAUAUUUACAAUAGAAAGUCUAUUCAUUCGCUAUAAGAAUAGCCGGGAGUGAAAGAGCACCCUGGAAUGACUUGGAGCUGUCGGACCCCCAACCGGACUUGUGACUGAUGGAUGGAUGUGGAGGUAGCGACAGGUAUCAGUAGACAGAGCGAGAGGGAGAGCGCCCCCUCCCCAAAAACCUGCCUUUUAUUGUAGUUUGAUUCUUUUGAAAAGGUCGCUGGUUUUGCGUCAGCCACAGGCCAUCAGGACACUUGUCAUCCACCUAAUUCCAGGGUUCAGUCAAGGACACUGGGCCUGGACUAGAGCUCACCAAGUUGUUCACAAGGACAUGUAUGUGAUAGCCAGCUCACAUGCUCCUGACUGACCGACGCUCAUCUUGCCACAGGCCCAUAUUCUCCUAAAGACUGUCCGUUCUGGGCUUUCUGUCCCAAUCAACUCCCACUUCGCGUGUGUGUGUCUGUAUACAUUCAGCAGCAUGGCAGGACUGGUUUGUUGGAAGUACUACCUCUGGAUCUUUCUCUUGACGUGUAGAACGAUGCUUCUUUCAGCCAAAUCUCUGGAGACCAUCAUUUGGAGCUCGCAAAAUCCCAAAUUUCUUGCUGGCAAAGGCUUGGUUCUUUACCCAGACAUCGGUGACAAGCUGGAUAUCAUCUGUCCCAAAGCGGACCAAGGCCGAGAGUAUGAGUUCUACAAGCUGUACUUGGUGAAGAGGGAGCAGGCAGAGAGCUGCAGCACAGUCCUUGAUCCAAAUGUGCUGGUCAAUUGCAACAAGCCGGAGAAGGACAUCAAGUUUACCAUCAAAUUCCAGGAGUUUAGUCCCAACUACAUGGGCCUAGAAUUCAAGAGGAACGUUAACUACUACAUCACCUCAACUUCCAACGGCACAGUGGAGGGCCUGGAAAACCGUGAGGGAGGCGUGUGCAAGAGCCGAGCCAUGAAAGUCAUCAUGAAAGUCGGACAAGUCCCAAAUGCAGUCAACCCUGCAGUGCCAGAGAGGCCAGAAGAUAAUGCCAUACCAGAGUCCAGUCCAAAACCACCAGACCAGGAUCAAUUGGGAAAUGAGCUGCCUGGAAACCCUGACACAAUGAACCAGGACCAGUCUGGUUCCUCUGCAAACUCGGAUGGCAUCCUGGGUUCCAAAGUGGCUGUGUUCUCCGCCAUCGGAGCGGGCUGCAUCAUCUUCCUGUUGCUCAUCCUUCUCCUGGUCAUUCUGCUCAUCAAGAUGCGCAAACGGGCCAGGAAAAACACCCACUCGCAGCCCCGUCCCUCCGCACUGUCACUCAGCACGUUGUCCAAUCCUAAGAUGCCCGGGGGCACUGCUGGCACGGAGCCUAGUGACAUCAUCAUUCCUCUGCGGACAGAGAACAACUACUGCCCUCACUAUGAGAAGGUGAGCGGCGACUAUGGGCACCCUGUCUACAUUGUCCAGGAGAUGCCCCCUCAGAGCCCCGCCAACAUCUACUACAAAGUCUGACACUUAACAGCAGAAGCAGCCCGGAGGAGAUUCUGAUUCCCGAUUUCGGAAGAACAUUGCUUUGUGUUUCGGAGACUCCGUCGUUACUUGGAGCCUGUGUUAUUUUCACCAUCUGCUGCGCAAAUCUGGAGCGAUGCGCACGGAUCGGUAUCCGGCGAUCAGACUGAUGACAGAGGUUUAUUCUGUGGGUUGUUAUUCUUCGGCUUGUUUGGACAUCCCCACCCUUCCUUUCUUCUCCCUUCACCUCCCACUUAAUGCGUCUCCCCGCCGAGGGGUGCGAGGGUGGCUGGAGCAAAUCAAAAGAUUGAACUUCCUGGUUUGCUCUCCCCUUUAAUGGACCGGAUAUAACCCCUAACCGGCUCCCUGACGCUACAACACACAAACCUUGCACACUAGCCGGGAACAGGCAGUUUAUGUUACAUAUGUGUGCGUAUGUGUGUGUGUCUGCGCGUGCACCUGGGUGGGUGUCAGAGGGGGCUCCGUGGCGAGCCGGGAAACUCUCCAGAUAGCUCAGGUAUCAGACACAGUGUGCGACAUAUUGUGUUCCUCUCCCUUGGCACCUCGGAUAUUUGCCUUACUAUUUUUGAUGGAGGACUUCUCUGAUUCAGUUCACAAAGCAGUUGUAUUUUGUUAGACUUUUCCUACAAGUGCACAAUGUAUAGAGUUGAAUACGUUUCCAUUAGUGUUACUCAUCACACCACUCAUGUCAUCCAUUACAGUGGAAACCCAAAUUGUUGCUAUCAAGAUGUCUUUUUUCCACGUAAUAUUCCAUCUAAUACAAUCUGUGUCAUUACUUAGGUAUUUAUGGCCGAUUUUGUGUACUUUCGGGUGCGUACUGUGUGCGUGUGUGUGUGUCUGGGCAUGUCUUGGCCUUACACCUAACAGGGCUUUUUUGCCUAGGGAAUUAAGACAGCGAGUUGGAAGCUUAACAAAGACACCAAAUUCCUCAAUUUGAAGUGAGAGUUGAGGAUUUUUUUUCUUAAAAAGGCAACACAUGUUGCAGAGUGUUUGCUCUAGUUUGUGCUGCCACAGUGCAAGUGAGCGGUUUGACAUAGUUAGGUUAACCUAUAUAAGUGGAUUGACUAACCACAGAUGGAUGCUCUAUUAUCUGAUGCCAAUUGGCUGCCAUCUGUAGAUGAGUCAGUGGAGUUCACACUUAUAUGUGCCAUCUCCAUGCCCACAUUCACCAGCCGAGGAGAAGAAAAUGUCCCCGAGAGCUGCUUUUAUAGCGCGAGGAGGACGCUAAGCUUCAGGCCGUUUUCUUUUUCCGGGCUCACGGCGGUUCUGGUGUGAAUUAGGAAGGAGGAAAAGUUGCACGUAAAAUUCCAGUCGAGGUGUCGAGCCUGCAACGAUACUGCAGCUCACUUAAUCAGCAGCACCGGGAGCUUGGCUUGGCACACGUCGGGUGAGAGUUAAUUGCUUAGAUUUGCCGUUUCUGGGUGUGAGUUAGUAUGUGUGUGAAUGGUUUUGUGGUCUAGCAGACCUGUUUCGGGACAGGAAAUAGGUACUCCACACAGUGGGACUGCCAAAGUAAGGAACGGUCUCACGUAAUGAUGUGUAAGAGAGAGGACAGCCAUGCAAACUGACACUCACGUGCACACACAGACAGACACAUUAAGAGUGACGGGUCCAGGUUGAUCUCCGGGUCAGACUGCCACUUGGUGUUUACUCACCGUCAGAGUCACCUAUCAUCUCCAGCCACAUCCAUGGAUGUUUGCUGCUGAGUUAAAAGGCAGCUCUGCUGGAGGAGCUCGGGAAAAACUCUUGCGUGUCGUUAACCUCAGAGUUAACAACCUAAACAGCUGCCCGGGUUUUUGCGGCCCCGUGUUUCAAAUCGGCACGCGGCCCUCGGAGUUCCUCUGCGAAAAACAUCGACAUCAAAUAUUUUGAUUCGGGAUCAUCGUGCCCCCACCUUCACCAGCCGAGGGAGUCGUUGCCACAUCACCGCUAACCAUAUUUCAUUUUCAUCCAUUCUUGUGACCACUUAAUUCUAUUCAAACAUGGGGAGAAAAUGUAAAUAUAUGCCUAGAGCCCAAUUUAAGAUGUAAUUUCACCUGAGCACUGCUUAUAAGUAAAAGAAAAAAAAUGGAAUUAGAAUUUUGUAAUGGAGAAUAUUUGUAAAUAGCUGUCUUUUUAAAAUGUGUUUUGUAUGACUCCUCCUACUCUCUGUUUGCAAUAUGUCUAUUUUCAUUUCUUUGAAAGUCAAAUAUUUUGCAGCGUUCAUCAUUGUUUUUGUUCAAAAAGAAUUCAGAAUUUAGAGGUGGCCGUUUAACUGCCAUCUGGUUGUUUGUAACACUCCCUUUGUUGGAAACAGCAAUGAGCGCUGCAAAUAAAUACCGUAUUUUUUGGACUAUAAGCCGCACCUGAGGACAAGUCGCAGGGCCGGCUAAACUAUGACGAAAAAAAGGGCGGCGUAGUCUAAAAAAUACGCUACUUUGUUGAAAAUCCUCUGUUCACGAAUAAACCUACACUUCCGUCAAGGAUAUAGAGUAUAAGAAAACAGAAAGAUGAAACUUUAUUCAUACACACGCAGGUGCGAGGAGAGGAAAAAGAAAAGGGGCCAUGUUUGACAGUGUGACCGCUCUCCUAUAAAUCAUCCGCGUUCCAGCACUCAUUAUCUCCCAGGCUGUCCUUUGUUUUACUUUUUCUUCGCCGCCACCUCCCUCAGCCCCUGUCACCCUCCUAAUUUAGCACGUGGAUGUUGCUCGCUCUGAGCCUGGCUGUAGGCUGAUUUCUGCCAUUGUUCAAAGCCACAGUAUUAUUUUUCAGUGUGCAUGUAUAAGCAGAACCUGUUCAAAUUGUUUCCCUAUGUUCGAAUCAUUACUGUCACGUUGUAUUACCUAUUUGAUUUCAGUUUUUAUUUUGCCUCCUCUUUUCUCUCGACGUAACCUAUCGGCACCAGCUACAAUGGAAAUACAACGUUCCGCCAGUUUGGAAAAUACUGCAUAUUGAUAAAUAAAUUUUUCCCAUGGAACUUG
This is a messenger RNA of Corythoichthys intestinalis (scribbled pipefish), 4719 nucleotides long. It is a transcript of the gene efnb1, whose product is annotated as ephrin-B1. Bases 743 to 1741 code for a protein of 332 amino acids. Gene Ontology annotation, molecular function: ephrin receptor binding. Gene Ontology annotation, cellular component: plasma membrane. Gene Ontology annotation, biological process: axon guidance; ephrin receptor signaling pathway. Lineage: Eukaryota; Metazoa; Chordata; Actinopteri; Syngnathiformes; Syngnathidae. The record is from RefSeq and is a predicted model, not a curated record. The transcript has 5 exons.